Messenger RNA from Rhizophagus irregularis DAOM 181602=DAOM 197198, 1089 nucleotides. NCBI's taxonomy places the organism in Eukaryota, Fungi, Glomeromycota, Glomeromycetes, Glomerales, Glomeraceae. The record is from RefSeq and is a predicted model, not a curated record.
AUGGCCAAUUUCAAAAAUGCAUUUAGCGUUAAACAGCCAGAUAUUCAUGUUGUUAUAGGUCCUCCUAGUACUGGUAAAACUGCUUUGAUUAGACAAGUUGUACAAUCAUCUAAAUGUCUUUUUAAACCUAUAUUUAUUAACUUGCGUAAUGGACAAUUUGAUACACCACAAAGAGUAUAUGAUUCAAUUUAUUCACAAUUUAACCCAUUUUUCAAUAAAUAUAAGAGUUUAUUGAAGAAUAAUUUUGUAAAAAAAUUGUAUCUUGAAUAUACUGAUUUCAAUUUACUAAAUAGAUUUAAUAAUAGAUAUAGAGAAAAAACUUCUGAUGAUGUUAGAAUAUUACUUGAAAAAAUUAGUGAUUAUCUUCCAAAUUGGAGCUUUUGGCAUAAUUAUCAAAUACCUUCACCUAUUUUAAUCAUUGAUGAAGCAAACUUACUUAAUCAACUUGAACAUAAAGAUAAAUCUCUUCUUAAGUUAAUUUUAAACUGGUUUGUACUAAAUUCAAAAGAAAGGGAACGCUUUCAUAUAGUACUUACUUCUUCUGAUUCAUUUUUUUUUACCUGGCUUACAGAAUGUUUAAAUACCCUACAUGUAAAGCCAUAUAUUAUUGGAGAUUUAACUAAUCAAGAAGCUGAAGAAUAUUUUGAAAAGCAUGCUCUUCCUCAAUAUGGAUGUAAAGAACUUUCUGGCAAAUUUAAUCAAAUUUGCAAAAUAACAGCAAAUAGAUUUUCAGUUUAUGAAUCAGAAUAUAAUAAGUUAAAUCAUGGUCUUUAUCCAGAUAGCUAUAAUUUCAGAUUUUUAGAUAAGCUCAAUCCACCACUUUGGAAUGAUGUUGAUUUAAUCAAAGUUAUGAAUGCAAUAGUAAAGGCAGAGAAUCAGGGAUAUAUUUUUGAAAAUGACUUAAUUAAAGAAAUUGGUGCUGAAAAAGUCUAUUCACUUAUAGAUUAUAAUUUUUUGCAUCGCCGACUAACAACACGAUUUACUUAUGAUAUUAUUGAUCCACCAAAUAAAAUAAUUCUGACUGCAAUGAAUCAGCCAUCAGUAUGUGCAAUGAAGCAAGUCUUAUCUGAAAUUGUAGAGAAAAAAUAA